AUGAAGGGUUUCGCGCAGAUCGUCGGCUUUGGUUUAGCCGUCAUAAAUAACCAGACUUUGUUCAUCGACGGUGGUGAAGUGCGCUACCUUGAAGAUAAUAAUACCAUUUCGGCCUAUGCCAUCCGCGACCUGCAGACCGUCGACGUCUCCAAGUCCUUUUCGAAUACCGAUUCGGAUCUCUUCACUCACAUCGAUAAACCGUAUAAUGCAUCUGAUCCCGAUGAGUACCCAACUUUCCUUGAUGAAGGUUCCGCGUUCAACGACGGCGAGAACCUCUACUUUUACGGCGGGUAUAAAAGCGGUCGCGACGGCCCAAAGACCGUCCCGCCCGUCGAGACCUGGAAGUAUGAUAUCCAAAACAACAACUGGACGCGCGAUGGAUUUGGUGGCGUGCCGCUGGUUCGGCUGAUAGAGGGAGGGGCCGUCGUUUCGCACUCCCAGAAUAAAGCGUACUAUCUGGGGGGCGUUGAGGACCCGGGCGGGAAUCCGAAUAUCUAUGGUACUGCGGGAGCGGACGUGGAAAUCGUCAGUGGAUUGUUGGUUCUGGAUCAAUCUACCCUGCAGUGGUCCAAUUUAUCAACGUCGGAGAUGAAUAAUUAUGGGACUAUCGGAGCAGGGUACUUGAAUCUCCUGGAGGAUGUUGGGGAUGAAGGGCUUUUAGUAGCCUUUGGUGGGUAUAAGUAUCCUGUCGGACAUAAGGUUUCGCUUCUUUGUGCGAGCCAAACGAAUACUACCUUCCAUAACCCUAUGGAAUACAUCAACCUGUAUGAUAUUGCGAACCAGAAAUGGUACACGCAGCAGAGUACCGGGGAUAUUCCAAACUGGCGGAUGGCGGGCUGCAGCGUAACGGUGGCAGCACAAGAUCGGUCAUCGUUCUCCAUCUACAUGUUUGGCGGGAUGGCUGCAACCACCGCAAAAUCCGACGGGGAUGUAUAUGUUCUUUCAUUGCCGUCAUUCAGAUGGAUCCGCGUGAACGAGGGCAGCAGCAUCCGCGAGAAGCAUACAUGCAAUGUCCUAGGAAAGCAUACCAUGCUUGUUGUUGGAGGCACGAUCCCUACGGACAGUUCGGAAUAUGAACCGAAGCCGGUGAACUGCGACACGGGCACAUUUGAGAACGGGCUAGCCAUCUUUGAUCUGAACCAGCAUACCUGGCUCACUGACUAUAAUGCGGACGAUCAAUCAGAGUAUGCUCUCAGCUCAGCAAUCACGGAUGUUAUUGGUGGCAGCUCCACGGGCGGUGCCAAUGUCACCCAACCGAAGAAUGGCUUCAACGACACCACAUUGGCAACGAUGUUCCAGAAAGCAGUCAUCACCACCACCACCAAUUCCACAGCGGGUGCUAACUCGACCUCGACAUCGGCAAGCGGCAGUAGCAGCAGCACGGGCAGCUCCAAGGGUACUUCACUAUCCAAAGGAGGCAUUGCGGGAGCCACCGUCGGGGCGGUGGUCGGUGCCAGUGCCAUUGCGGGGCUUGCCUUCUUCCUAAUCAAGCGCCGACGUGCCCAGCCCAGCCAAGAGACUCCUGCCAUGGCGCAUCCACCCGUCUAUGAACCGCCCCAAACAGGGCUGGCAGAACUCAGCAGCGGCGGGGUGACACAUGAAUUAGUAGGGAGUGACACGCAGGAUGCGACUGCCGGGAAUUGGUGGCAAAAGACUCCUAAUAUAGCGGAAAUGGAUGGGGUUGCAAGGGCUGAGAUGAAGGGGUGA
Messenger RNA from Aspergillus niger, 1707 nucleotides. RefSeq lists its product as uncharacterized. The record is from RefSeq and is a predicted model, not a curated record. Gene Ontology annotation, molecular function: protein binding. The coding region runs from base 1 to 1707 and encodes 568 amino acids. The transcript has 6 exons. NCBI's taxonomy places the organism in Eukaryota, Fungi, Ascomycota, Eurotiomycetes, Eurotiales, Aspergillaceae.